Molecule: messenger RNA, 907 nt
Organism: Scheffersomyces amazonensis
Lineage: Eukaryota; Fungi; Ascomycota; Pichiomycetes; Serinales; Debaryomycetaceae
Gene: HNT2
Product: bis(5'-adenosyl)-triphosphatase
Exons: 1
Coding region: 230-802 (190 amino acids)
Molecular function (GO): catalytic activity
Source: RefSeq, a predicted model, not a curated record
UAUGUGAUUGCAAAUACCUAAAGAGUCAUAAUCACUUAUCAUAAAUAUAUUUAAUUACAAAUCUGUAAAUGUAUACAGCUACUAAUCCCUAAGGUAAUAUAACUACUGAUGACCUCAUCAUAGUAUGAACUACGCGCACUCAAAAUAUGCGAUUUUUCACAGCAGUCACUAACUGAGGCAAAACAACUAGUAGGGUAUUGUUUACUAUUAACCAACGAUAAUAAUAACAAUGUCUCUAAAGUCUUCAUCAGAUUCAUCCGUAUAUUUCUAUAAAUUCAUUGUCAAUCAUCAAGUAUUUUUCAAAUCCAAAUAUUCAUAUGCUCUUGUAAAUCUCAAACCCAUUGUACCAGGCCAUGUACUUGUCGUUCCUCUUCGAACUUCAGCACUUCGAUUGGCAGAUUUAUCGGGUCCUGAAUCUAUUGAUUAUAUGAAUACUUUACAACUUGUUCAUAAGUUCAUAGAAACUCAUUAUAAAGCAGAUUCACUCAAUAUUGCUAUUCAAGAUGGACCAGAAGCUGGUCAAAGUGUGCCUCAUCUUCAUACUCAUAUAAUCCCUCGAUUUGCAACUGAUAAUUAUGGGGAUGCGAUAUAUCUGAAAAUAGAGAAAUUAGAUUUGUAUAGUCAAUUUGAAGUUAGACGUCGUCUGUUUGUUGAAGCUUCUACUAAUGGUUCCAAAUUGGUAGUCAAGGCUGAUGAAGACAGAAUUCCACGAACUGAUGAAGUUAUGAAAUCUGAAGCUGAUAGACUUAGAGCAGAGAUAGGUAAAUACAUUACUGAAAACAACAUUCAAGUGGAUAUUUAGUAUAAAUAUUAUCAGAAAUGUAUAAAAUUAGCAUAUAGUUAAACUAACUUAGCUUAACGUAACUUAACUUAGCUUAACUUAACUUAUCUUCACAGCUUAACAGUA